AUGGAGCAAAUACCACGUUUAUCGGAGGAUGUUCUCUAUAUUAUUUCUGAAAAAUUACUUUUUAAAAAAUUUUGUGGUCUAGUUAAUUUGCGAAUUACAAAUGGUUAUACUCUUUUUAUGUAUCACAGUGCAAGAAAUAUGAGAGCGUUACUUUCUCAUUUUUCUAAAAUGAAGCGACUUGAUCUUUCAACUAUUGGCAAUGAGUGUCUUAUUGAAUUUUACAAAGAAGAAAUUCCCAAUUUUAUCUGCUCAUACCUUGUUAGCAAAAACAUGUUAUCUGGUCUUCUUGAAGCUGGUUUAUUAAACAUUUCAUACAUUCAAAUAAAUAAUCACCUUCGGAAUUUAUCCAAAAUUGAUUUUUCUGCAACAAAUAAAAAUAUUUACAAAUAUUUGGUUAAUCUUGAAGAAGGUUUAUCUGAUUCUUCUUCAUCAAUAUCUUCGAGUUUGAAUAUCUCUAGAAUUAUUAUUAAUGAACCAGCAGAAAGCAUCAAAAAACAUUUAAUUACAUUACUUUCAAUGAAUAUUGAAACUAUGGAGAUUCUUUGCUAUGAUAAUGGAAAUAUAUUUGAUUGUGAUGCAAAAACCUUCGAACUUGUUUUACUCGAAAGACCUUCAGUUCCUAUGGAACGAUCAAAGAAAAUUACAACUGAAUGUGGUAUUGAAAUUAACUCAAACUCUUCUACCAAUUUUCUCAACAAUUUAAUGAAUUAUAUACAAUUUUUACUUCUUUGCUGCCCAAAUUUAGAAUCUAUUGAAUUUGUUUUUACUUGUGAUUCGGGUUUGAAAACUGAUUUUAUUAGUGACUCUGGCUCUAACAAAUCAAUUUCUUCUGAUGAUUCUUUUUCUUUCAACUCAAUUUCGCUUAAAAAAUUUCUCUUGAAUCUUGAAUCCGUUAUUAUUUCAUUUAUUGAGCAUCUCAAAAAUUUAAAUACUGGUGGAAAAAAUUUAAAAAUCAAAGCAAAAUUUACGUCAACAUUAGAUGAAGAUACGUUUGAUAAUAUCAAUACUGACAACAAACUUUUUAAUUUGGGGAAACCUUUUGAAAUUAAAAAAGACAACGAUGAUUUAAUGGAUGAUGAUGAUGAGUAUUCAACCUAUUAUGCACGUAAUAUAGAAAUUGUUGAUUCUGUUGGAAGACAACAUAAAUGUUUGGUUAAAAUAAUUUCUGAAGAACGGAAUUAUAUGGAUUAUAAUGAUAGCAUUUAUUACUCUGGAGAUUCUGAUGAUAAUAGAUCUAUCUCAGGAUUUUCUUGA
Meloidogyne enterolobii is the source of this 1254-nucleotide messenger RNA. The record is from the annotation of a GenBank genome assembly. Lineage: Eukaryota; Metazoa; Nematoda; Chromadorea; Rhabditida; Meloidogynidae.